This is a messenger RNA of Populus nigra (black poplar), 1467 nucleotides long. RefSeq lists its product as uncharacterized. The record is from RefSeq and is a predicted model, not a curated record. Lineage: Eukaryota; Viridiplantae; Streptophyta; Magnoliopsida; Malpighiales; Salicaceae. The transcript is spliced from 12 exons. Bases 201 to 1211 code for a protein of 336 amino acids.
UCUCUCCUUUUUACUUCUAAAACUCAGUAAGAAACAGAGACAGGCUUACUUGUCAAACACAGCACGAAAAUUAUAACCAGCCUUAUGAUUUUUGACAGAGAAAAAGAAAACGACAGGAAUUAUUCCUUUUAAAUACACACAAAAAGAAGGAAAAAAACUCAUCGGCAGCCUCCAUUGAGAGGAGGAGGAAGAAGAAAACGAUGGCUUUGCAGGCAGGGGUCUCCACUUCCAAGGUUCUCAUUCUCGUCGGUGCAGGUUUGACUAGUUCGAUUAUUUUGAAAAAUGGACGGUUGUCUGAACUCAUUGGGCAGCUUCAAGAAUUACUCAAGGGUGUUGAUCAAGUUGAGAUCGCCCCCUACAAAUACGAUAGUGCUCUUCUUGCAGCCCAGAUUCGUCAAUUGGCGCAAGAGAUUAAGGAGUUGACCUUAUCCAGUCCUGUAACCAUCUACAAUGGAAAUUCUGCUUCUAAUGACAUCAUUUAUUUGAUGGUGUCAAGUUUUUGGCGCUGUUGCUGGAGAGGGAGUUUUUCAUCUUACCUAGUGCCAGCUGCUGCUCUUGGAGCAAUGGGAUAUUGUUACAUGUGGUGGAAGGACUGGUCAUUUUCAGAUGUAAUGUUUGUAACAAAGAAAAAUAUGGCAAAUGCUGUUGCAACUGUGUCAAAACAAAUGGAGAAUGUAUCAGAAACAUUGGCUUCAACCAAAAGACAUCUAACAAAAAGGCUGGAAAAUCUGGACUGGAAGAUUGAGGAUCAGAUAGAAACAUCUAAGCUCAUUGCCAGUGAUGUAGAUGAGAUGAAAUCAAACCUUUCCCAAAUCGGAUAUGAUGUUGAAUCAAUCCAUCAAAUGAUAUCUGGCCUGGAAGGAAAGCUUGGACUUCUCGAAAGCAAACAGGAUACCACAAACUCUGGUCUCUGGCACCUAUGUCAAUUUGCUGGAGGCUUUAAAGAUGGGCUUGGUACUAAAGUUUAUCAGGAUGUUGGUGCUAAGCUAGCGAACCCUUCAGCAAUGGCAUAUGAAGAAAGGUCUCUAAAGGGUCUUCAAUUUAUUGCUGAAACCAAAGAGUCGGAUAAGGUUGAGAAACCAGUAGAAAAUGUGAAGAAUGAUCUUGGUAUCUACCCCGGUGAAAAAGUCAAAACCUUGAAGACGAGAGUACACAGGUCAUAUCCGGUCGGGUUUUCUUUGACCCGAGACAUUGUCGGAUCUGGCAUAUAGAUUUCAAUUAUCUGCUGGAUGUUUUUGAUUUUUUAUGCAGACAUCCUUUCUUUUGAUUCCAUGAUGUGCAUGGUUCGUUAGAUUGACUUAUCGAUUCUUGCAUUGAAAAAUGCGGGUUAGCUUUGGGUUGCUCGAGUGUAUUUACCCAUUGCUUCCAGGAUUCUUUUGAUUCCAUGAUUUGCUCUGAUUUUUUUUUUUUGUUUGUAACUACAUGUCAAUGCUACUUUUUGAAAUAAACCUCCAAGCAUUUUGAGAA